This is a messenger RNA of Nilaparvata lugens (brown planthopper), 4759 nucleotides long. Its product is annotated as transcriptional regulator ATRX. The transcript is spliced from 2 exons. The record is from RefSeq and is a predicted model, not a curated record. Bases 1172 to 4249 code for a protein of 1025 amino acids. NCBI's taxonomy places the organism in Eukaryota, Metazoa, Arthropoda, Insecta, Hemiptera, Delphacidae.
CAGGACUCCCGUUGAAAUCUCAAGUCAAGAUAUCAUUAAAAACCAAGCAAUACCACCCAAAAACUUUCUUCAAACCCCUUCAAAUCUCACCCCAAAUUCGUACAAUGGAAACGAUAAUCCCCGAAGAAAUACUAGAGAAGUAUUUGCAGAGAAUUUAGCUUCAAAUACUUUUUCCUUUAAUCCACAAGUAGAUAAUAAUCGUAUUGAAGAAAAUCCAGGAAGAAAUGUGAGAGAAAUAUCUGAUACAGGUUCUAGUGUUGAUACUCAACUUUUUGAUACAGAGAAUUCAAAUGAAGGUACAUGUCACAAAGAAAAUCCAGUGAGAAAUACCAGGGAAGUAUUUGAUACAGAAUCGGAGCUUGAUACAAAGGAUUCUGAUACAGGUUCCAUAUUUGAUGCAAAUGUUUCAAGUGAUGAUACAAAACAAGAUACAUGUUUCAAAGAGAACCCUAAUAAUAGAUAUUCUAGAGAAGUACCCAGGAACCCAGGUUCUGAAAUUGAUCUGAUAAAUUCGAAUAUUUUGAAGUCAAUUGGAGACAAUUGUCAUGAGGAGGAUUUGAAACGAAAUGCGAGGCAAGUUAUUGGUACAAGCUCUCUGAUUGGUUCCAAUAAUUUAGACCAAAAUAUACAGGAAUCAGAGAAUGAAAUACAGGAAGAAUCAGAAACAUUUAAUAAGUUGAAAAAGGAAGAAACCCUGGAAAGUAAUAGAAAAAUUAGGGAAGUUCUUGUCCCAAAGGGAAGUUCAGAGGAUGCUCCAAAACUAACAAACUCUCAGAAUGAUACUCCGUUGAUUUCAAAUAAAUUGGAAAUUUAUCCCAGUAUAGUCUCUGAAGCUUUGUUGGAUGGAGAUCAAAAUUUUGGAGAAAAAAGCGAUAGAAAUGUGAGGGAAGUUGGUGAUUCUCAACAGAGUUUAAAUCAAGAUUUGGAAGAAGUCGAAUCUAAGAACAGAAAUGCUAGAGAAGUUAAUGAUUUAUCAGCUUUUGAGGGAAUUGUUGAUCAAAAUUCAAACGACGAAAGAUUGAAUGAAAAUAGCCAAAGAGUUGUAAGAGAUGUUCAUAAUGCGUCUCCUAUUGGAACAGAUUCAGUUGAAAAUUUGAGAAAUCGUGGGGAAAAUCAGGGUUUUGAGAGAGAUAAUCUUAGGAAUGUGAGGAGUUUGGACGAUAAGAGCCCUAUGGUUGGGUCUGAUCUUUCAAGCCUAGAUAAGCUGAAAGAAGAUGGAAAUUUGAAGGAAAUCUUGAGAAAUCCUCAAGAUAUUAUAAAAAGUAAUUUGAUAAAAGAUAGAGAAGGUUUAAAAGGAAAUGUGCGAAAUACUAGAGAGAUUAUUGGAGACCCAGGAUUGAAUCUUGAAACAAAUUUGAAAAAAGGAAACCAAGAUUCAGAUGGUGAUGAAUAUCUUGGGAUACCUUCCAACUACCCUUCAAAUUCUGAUGAAAAUUUGGUAGAAAACUUAGAUAGAAAAGCUAGGGAGAUACAGGGACCUUUUUUAUCAAAUUCUGAUGGAGUUUUGGGUCAAAAUAUCAAUGAGAAUAAUGCUGAGGGGAGCGUUGAAAAUGGACAAACAAUUAAAGGGGGAGCCCAGAGAAAUGUAAGGGAUACAGAAAAUCCCUCCUUAGUAGGCUCUGAUAUGUUCAACCAAAAUUUGAAUAAAAAUGAGGAUGAAAAUGUUGAAAAUAGAGGACGAUUCGAAAGAGAAGCUUCCAAUGAAAGUGAAGACGAAGAAAAAAGUGAUAAAAGAGGAGUUAGAGAGAUAUCUGAUGAAAGAGGAAUUUUGGAAUCGAAAUUUUCUAGACAAAAUUUUGAAAAUCUUGAUUUGAACUCUGAAAACUUGGAAAAAUCCCCUGGAAUCUUGGAUCCCACUUUGUUUACUGACGAUGAGAGCUUGGUGGGAGAUAAUAUGAGAAAUAUACGAGAUGUUAGAGAUAACAAAAUUGUUGAAAACGAAUCAAAAAUGGGAGGAAGAUACAUGAAUAAUUUUGAGAGAGAAGUGGAAGAAAUCCAGAAUGGAAUCCAAGAUAUGAAACCCAGUUUGUCCAACCAAGAAAAUACUGAUGUACACAGAAAUGCUCGCGAAACCUCUGAUUUGAGUAGAGAAAUGAAUUUGGAACUUUCCAGCGAUGAGAUGGUGGAAGAGAAGAGGAACGCUAGAGAGAUCCCCAAUUCAAGUAGGAAACUAGAUCUGGGAGUUUCUAAAGGAGAUGAUGAUGAUAUUGGAAACAAUAGGAAUGUUAGACAAGUUUCUGAAGGAUUUGGAACAAAUUUUCCCAAUGUUUUGAGUUCGCAAACUUGUGGGAACCUCAGGAAUAUUAAGGGAAUUUCUGCAGAGAAUUCAAAUAUAGCCUCAAAUCCUCUUAAUCAGGGAGUAAUCUCAGAUAAAUCUAGAAAUACUCAAGAAACUCCGGUUGUGAAUCCAAGUUUUACACAAAACUCUCUCAAUCAAGGAUCCAAUUUUGAGGAACCGUUGAAUAUUCGUGAGAUAUUUUUCAAGAACCCUGGUUUCAAUCCGGAUAUUUUCAAGCGGGAACCGGUUAUUAUUGGGGAGAAUAGAAAUAUUAGAGAAAUCUCUGUUGAGAAUACUGGACUUAAUUUGAAUGUUACAAAAGUAGAACCUUUAGUUGACGUUGGGGAUAGGGUUGUAAAUGAUGUUUCUGUUGAUAGUCAGGGGUUGAAAUCGGAUUUUACUAACAAAGAAGUAGGGAAUGAAGAUUUGGGAGGAGAGAUUGAUGUCAAAAGGGAAGCCAGAAGUUGUAAAAAGAAAAUCUCUCACCACAAAAAUAAUACUGACGAAGAUUUUGUAUAUGAGAAACCUCCUCCACUCCAUGCAAGCCUUCAAAUGAUGAAUGUAAGGAUAGUAAAAUCAAAAGACGAUUCCAAACUACUGGACGAUGAUACAGAUAGCUCUGGAAACACGGGGGGAGAAAAGGAGGGGAAGAAGAAGAAAAAGAAAAUUUGUCGAGUGAAACAUUUACAUGUUUUACAACCUUUGAAAAACUCGAAAAUUGUGGAAGCUCCGAAAAAGAAACUGAAUAUUUUGAGUGGUGGUCCGGGAGAGACCAUUUUGAAAGUAUUGGAAGCUACUAUGGAUGGAAAUAAUGAGAGGGAAGAAGAAGAAGAAGAAGAAGAGGAAGAGGGAGAGAAGGAAGGAGUGAGAGUAGUUGAUAAAGAGAGAGGAGUGAAAGAGGAGUCUAAAGUAGAUGAAGAUACUGAGGAGGAGGAGGAGGAUAGAGAUGUUGCUAAUGAAAAUAAAGUCAAAAACAAAAUAUCUAGAAAAUUUAAGUUGAAUCUGGAUAGGAACAACUUAAAAGGUUUGAAGGAUAGGGGAAGGUUGGAGGGACGGAUAAUUUCCUCCCCUUUAGUAGCCGAAAAUCUACCGAAACGUGUUUUUGGGGGCACGAAGAAGUUUGUACUAAGUGAAAACCGUUCCAAAAACUACGUCCCCAAAAGUCGGAAAUCGCUUUUUAAGAAGGAACGGCUAAAACAUGAUGAUCCCACAUUUUUGGUGGGGGUAGAGGUGAAGAAAAAAUUGAAAAACAAAAUGGAGGAUGACGGGGAAAAUGAUGAUGAUUUUGAAAAUGUUGACUCAUUUACCAAAGUUGAGGAACAUCUUGAUGAGCCCUGUCAAUCCGUAGUGGAAACUCCCGGGAAAUUUGAAAUACUGAAAUUGAAAGAUUUGCAGAAUUUUAGUGAAGCUAUCAAUGCAUCUGAUUCUAGACGUAAGUAUUUGGAGAAUAAAUUGUAUCAUUUCAAGAAAAAGAUUGAUAACUCCUUCAGAAAUCUUGAUAGAUCGGUAGAUAAUAAACCAAAUAAUAUGUGUGUAAAGAAUUAUUCUAAUAAUUUAGAUAAGAAUCGGAAUAAGCUUGAUAUGGGAAAGGUUGAACCGGAAGUUUUGGGAGAUGAAGAGGAGGAGGAAGAAGGAGAAGUAGAGGAAGAGGAGGAGGUGGAAGGGGAAAGUGAGGAGGAAGAAAGAGGGUUGAAAAGGAGAGAGAAAGAUGAUGAAAGCGGAGAGGGAGAGAAUGUAGGUGUGGAAAAAGUGGGAGUAGAAAGUGACGAAUUUGAAGAGAAAGCGGAUAUGGAAGAGGUAAAUGAUAUGGUAAAUGGAGAGGUGAAUGAUAUGGUAAAUGGAGAGGUAAAUGAUAUGAUAAAUGGAGAGGUGAAUGAUAUCAUAAAUAAAGAGGUAAAUGAUAAUAUGGUAAAUGAAGAGAUAAAUGAUAUGGUAAAUGAUGAGGUAAAUGAUGAUAGUUUGUCAGAUUGAAAAAUGGGAGAAAUAUGAAUACAAAUGAGUAUUCUUAGUAAGUCUAUAAUGUAGGUUAGAAAGAUGAAGUGAUAAAUAAAGAGGAAAAUAAAUAGAAGAAAAUCUUAAAGGUGGGGAUAAAAAGAAUAAAAGAUGAAGAUUGAGUUGUAAGAAGAAGAGGAAGAGAGAAGAAGUUGCGAGAAUGGAAACGAAGAUGGAGAAUAUGAUAAGAAGAAGAAGUGACGGAUGAAGAAGAAUGAGAAUAAUGAGUUGAAAGACCACAAGAAAACAGGUGUGGACUAAGAGAGAAGAAUUUAAAUAUUGUUGAUUUUUCUGUUGUGAAUAAUUUAUUGAUGAAUUUCAAGGAUGGAAUAAGAGAAAGGAUUAUCCGAGAAAAAUUAGUUUGAAUUACCAAAGAAUCAAUAAAAAUACAACCUUUCUUCAUUAUCAACACAGAGUGUAAUAAUUCAGUACCGUACUAUAACUACUGAGAGAUGAUACUAUUGUCUCAAUAUUGUUUCGAAUGACAAA